AUGUCGACAGUCACAUUCGAGAAUGUCUUUCAUGGCGAUUCGUCCGAUUUGGGCAAACUCCGCUUCAACGCAGCCGGAUUCGGCUGGAAAUCAUACACCUCCGAAUCGGCCGAACCCCUCACCUUCUCCGGAGGGGACGUGAGGGCGGCGGCAUGGAUGCGGGUGGCGAGGGGGUUUCAGGUCAGGUUUGGGAUGCGCCAGGCGCAGGGGCAGGGGCAAGGGCAGGGGCAGGGGCAGGAGGGGGGGAAAGUGACGUUUGAGGGGUUUAAGCGGGAUGACCUCGAUAAGAUCAAGCGGACGCUAGACGAGUUCUUCUCUGUCAAGCUUGAGAUUCGGGAUAUCAGUUUGAAGGGAUGGAAUUGGGGAGAACUCCAAGUGCAGGGCAACGAUAUCCAAUUCCAAGUCCAGACUCGCCCAACUUUCGAAAUCCCCCUCUCGGUCAUCUCCAACUCCAACAUUGCCGGCAAGAACGAGGUUGCGCUAGAAUUCACCCCGGUCCCUAUCACAAUCGCCGAGAACGAUCUCAAGACGCGCCAGCCGGACGAGCUCGUCGAGAUGCGUUUCUACGUGCCCGGGAAGAGCACGUCGUCGUCCAAGGGGCAAGGGCAAGGGCAAGGGCAGGGCCGGGCCAAGAAGGAGGAAGGCGAGGAGGAUGAGGACGAGGACGAAGAGGAGGAUGAGGAAGAGGUGGAAUUGGAUGAAGAGGGGAAUGAGGUGACGGCUGCCGAGGCGCUGCAUCGUAAGAUUUCGGAGAGGGCGGAUAUUGGGGGCAAUGUGGGAGAUAAUAUCGUGACGUUUGAAGAGGUGCUGGUGCUCACGCCAAGAGGCCGAUUCUCUAUUGAAUUCUUCCUCGACUCGCUCCGCCUCGUAGGCAAAUCAACCGACUACCGAUUACCGUUCACAUCGAUCCACCGGAUUUUCCUUAUCCCCAAAGUGGACGAUCUGCACGUGCAGCUCGUACUCGGCCUGGACCCGCCGAUUCGGCAGGGCGCGACAAGGUAUCCGUUCUUGGUGGCUCAGUGGCCGAAGGAUGAGGAGGUGGAUGCGGAGUUGAAUUUGGAAGAGGAAGAGCUGGAAAAGUACCCCGGCCUGUCGAGAAAAUACGAAAGCCCGACAUUCCAGGUCAUCUCGCUCGUCCUCAAGGCAUUGACGGGGAAGAAGAUUACCCCGCCGAGUUCAUACCGAACCGCCCAAGGCCUCUCCGGCGUCAAAGCCAACGUCAAAGCCGUCCAAGGCGAGCUCUAUUUCCUCGAAAAGGGUCUCAUCUUCAUCGCCAAGCAACCCAUCCUCAUCGAUUUCUCCAAAACCGAGUCCAUCUCCUUCUCGCGCGUCGGCGGCGGCGUCGCCUCGGCCCGGACGUUCGACAUGCGCGUCGCCCCCAAGUCGGGCGGAGCGGACCACGUCUUUUCCGCCAUCUCGAAAGAAGAGGUGGAUGGCAUUUCGGCGUUCCUGGGGGGCAAGAAUGUGAGGCUGAAGAAUGAGAUGGAGGAGCCUGAUUUGGGGGAUGUGGAUAUGGAGGAGGAGGUCGAGGGGCUUAGUGAUGAGGAUAUGAGCGAUGCGAGUAUACCGAGUGAGGAUGAGCGGGGGAAGGGCAAGGGUAAGGGGAAGGGCAAGGGGGAGAAGGGACGGGCAGAGAAGCCUAAGAAGGCGAAUGAUGAUGAUGAUGAGUCGGAUGAUGAAGACUUCCACGGGUCUUCAUCGGACGGCGGAUCGCCCUCUGAAUCAUCCUCCAAUUCGGACGCUGGGAGCGAUGCGGGCGGAGGUGAAUCCGACGCGUCCGAUCCGAUGAUGGAGGAGAUUGCGAAAAAGGCGGCGGCCAAGAAGAAGGCGGCCAAGGCGGCUGGUGCUGGUGCUGCCGAUGAGGAGGGCAGUAAAAGGAAGAACAAGACGACAAAGACAAAGAAGGGGAGUGUUAGUGGGAGUGGAAGUGAGGCGGAGGAGAGGCCAAAGAAGAAGAAGAGUAAGAAGGAUUAA
This is a messenger RNA of Dioszegia hungarica, 1974 nucleotides long. Its product is annotated as putative subunit of the heterodimeric FACT complex. Bases 1 to 1974 code for a protein of 657 amino acids. The record is from RefSeq and is a predicted model, not a curated record. NCBI's taxonomy places the organism in Eukaryota, Fungi, Basidiomycota, Tremellomycetes, Tremellales, Bulleribasidiaceae. Gene Ontology annotation, cellular component: nucleus; FACT complex. Gene Ontology annotation, molecular function: histone binding; nucleosome binding; DNA binding. The transcript is spliced from 9 exons.